AUGGUAUUUGAAACUCAUGAUGUACUUAAAUAUUUAACCGACAUGGAAACUAAUUUGAACAUUGGCAAAGCAACAACCACAACAACAAGAUCCCCAUUACAUGAGUUAUUUACUACUACGAAUAGUAAGAAUAAUUCACAAGAGGAUCGAUUAUUACGUCAUAAAUUAUGCAAUACAGAUCAGUUCUAUUACAGGCAAACUAUAGAAUCUAUGGAUCCAAAUUUGAUUCAAUCCACAAAUGAAUAUACUCAUUUACCAGAUCAUUUAAAGAUGAUUAUAAAUAAAACAUGGAAAACAUAUUAUGAUCAAGAGAAUAAUGAAAAUCAUAUACCGAAUCUAACAAAAACAUCAGCUGUAUGUACAUGUCAAGCGAAUAUAUUAAUGAAUGAUUCAAUAUAUUUCCCUAAAUGUUCAACAACAACAACAACAAGUCAUGAGUCAAGUUUAGAAAUCAAUCAAUUGAUGAAGAAGAUACCAAAAAUGACGAAAUUACGACCAAGACCAUUAUUAAGACAAAAAGAAAAUGAUGAACAUUAUAUGACAUCAUCAUUAUCAAAUAGUAUUGUGAUUACUUCAAAGACAGUCACUAGUUCUAAUGAAUUACAAUCUAUCACUAAUACACAUAGACCAAUGCAAGUACAUAUGCGUUAUCCAAUACCACGUAAACAAGAUGCUAUUUAUAAUGCAAGAUAUAAAACGCAACCAUGUUUACAUUAUCAAAAAUAUAAACAUUGUCCACUUGGUGAUAAUUGUCAUUUUGCUCAUGGUCCAGAUGAAUUAAAAUAUCCACAAUUUCAUCCAAAAUAUCGUACUAGAAUAUGUAUUAAUUAUGCUAAUAAUGGUCAUUGUCCAUUUGGUAGUAAUUGUUAUUUUUUACAUUUUACACCACCACCAAUCACAACAACCACCACAACAGCAACAGUAACAACUGAGAACCAUAUUAAUCAUAAUCUGAAUAGAACAGCUACUAGUUAUUGGGAUAUUGAUCAUUUUAUACAAGAUGAUAGUACUAUUAGUACUAUUAGUAGUAAUAGUAAUAGUCAUAUGGAUACAAUGUCAUUAUGUUCAAAUUUAAGGCGAGUUACUAUUUAA
Messenger RNA from Schistosoma haematobium, 1092 nucleotides. RefSeq lists its product as uncharacterized. Lineage: Eukaryota; Metazoa; Platyhelminthes; Trematoda; Strigeidida; Schistosomatidae. The transcript has a single exon. The record is from RefSeq and is a predicted model, not a curated record. The coding region runs from base 1 to 1092 and encodes 363 amino acids. Gene Ontology annotation, molecular function: mRNA binding; metal ion binding.